This is a messenger RNA of Prosopis cineraria, 526 nucleotides long. RefSeq lists its product as uncharacterized. The record is from RefSeq and is a predicted model, not a curated record. The transcript has a single exon. The coding region runs from base 50 to 439 and encodes 129 amino acids. NCBI's taxonomy places the organism in Eukaryota, Viridiplantae, Streptophyta, Magnoliopsida, Fabales, Fabaceae.
UACGACGCCAUUGAAUUGACCCACUCUCAGCAUUCUGGUAACAGAGGGCAUGAAAGGAGUUUCGGGAUGGAGAGACUACUGGAGCAGAAGAAGGUACCGGCGACUGAAUGAGAGGCGGAGCAGGAGGAAGAUGGAACUGGGUGGGAGGCGAUUCUGGCGGAUGAAGAUCAGGGUGGGGCCCAAGAUCCGGAUCGGCGGAAUCUCCGGGAGGGCUAAGAAGAUGGUGCUGUGGCUGAGAGACGCGUACGUGAGGAUGAUGAUGGGACUAGCAACUUCGGGAGUGAGGGGAAUGAGCGGAGCCGACGCCGUCGUGGGCUUCGGCCGCCCCUCCGUCAAGGAGUAUGACCGCAACAUGAUCCUUCACAUCUACAACUCCCUCUUCCUCCCCCCGGUACACCGCCCCACCCCACAGCUCCCUCCGCCCCGCCCUUCCACCUGAAUCAUGCUCCCACCGAGCGCCACACAUUGUUUCAUUUUCUGUAAUAGUACAAACAAGAAAUCAACAUAUCAUUUUACUGUGUUUCAA